Pecten maximus is the source of this 13051-nucleotide messenger RNA. RefSeq names its product abnormal spindle-like microcephaly-associated protein homolog. Gene Ontology annotation, cellular component: spindle pole. Gene Ontology annotation, molecular function: protein binding. NCBI's taxonomy places the organism in Eukaryota, Metazoa, Mollusca, Bivalvia, Pectinida, Pectinidae. Gene Ontology annotation, biological process: spindle organization; mitotic cell cycle; establishment of meiotic spindle localization. The record is from RefSeq and is a predicted model, not a curated record.
UUCGGAUUCGAAAGGGUGAUGGGGAAUGUUUACGUUUUUCAUCGUUGAUAGACUUGACUAUCAAUGAUAGUAUAUAUAUGUAGAAACAGUUUUCAUCGUCUACCCGAUGGAUUUCAACAACAAAACAGGUAUUUUCUCUCCUCAUCAAGAUGUUGAAGCGGAAAAUUUCGGCUCUGUCGCCUUCACAACUUCAACGCCGAGCAACCCGACUCGACGAAGUGGAAGGAAAUCAUGGUUUGAUAAUUUGGGAAACACGGGGAAAGGUACUAAAUAUGAAAUCGCGGUUGAGAAAACGGUUAAAAGGCGGUCAGCUUGUCGACGAAAAAGUGAAGAAGAAGAUGUAGAAAUUCUGACAUUGACUCAUUUCACAAAUCCGCCAAGAAUAGGUUUUGGUAGAGCAAAACCUGGGACAACAAAAAGGCGAAGCUUAUUAAUAAAAAAUCCUCACGAGUACCCACAAGAUGUUAAAGUGGAAAAAUUCCCAUUCAAAAAGCAUUUUGACAUCGACGAGACAAAGUUUACAGUGGAAGCAGAGGGCACCUUGCUGUUGACAAUAACAUGGUCACCAGAAGAAGAGGGAAAUUUUAGAGAGAUGAUUCUAUUUCAGGUCGAUGGAUCAUACAGACUACAGGCUUUUGUAUUUGGAUGUGUGGAAAAACCUGCACCCAAGAAGAAAGUGAGAAAAGGUCUGAUGGGUAGGGCUACAAAAAAACCAUUUGCUAUCAUACAAACACCAAACCUAGCUAAUAUUGCCAAAUCAUACAGCCCAACAAAGGGAGAAGUGAGAAAGAGCAGUGAUGGACACAGAAGACUGUCAAAGGGAAGAGAAAACAAAGUUCCUGUUAAAAAGACUCGAGCAAAAAAUCAGGAUGAUUUCCAUCCAACACAAAAGCAUUCUUUGGAACAAAAUGAAGAGAGGAAUGAAUGUCUUGAUUCCAACAUCAAAAUUAGUCACAUUACCCCCAUCAAACCGACUGAGAAUAUUGAACUUUCAUCUGCAGAAUUUGUAGUUCCUAAGGUAGUGAAAAUGCCUAGUAAAUCUUCCUUGAAGAAUAUUAAAGGUGGUCAUCAGGAUGAAUUGGAGUCUCUGUCACCUUUAGUUGCCAAGUAUCUUGAUAACAGUGAUGAUGAUGUCAUUGUGGUAAGGCAAACCGUGAACAGUGAGGAUCAGGCAAAUCUGCUAAAUACACCUGAUAGACUGUCUAACAAUCUAGAUACUCCAAUCAGGAUCCUUUCAACAAAGCAAGGAACUGCUAGAAAUGUUACAAUAGCACAAGAAAAUAAAGCACCAAAAUGUGACCUUAACACACCUGACAAUGUUCACCUGGUUCUUGAGAAAACUCCUGAUAAAAGAAACAACUGUCAUGAAACAGAGGAGGGAACCAAUGCCCUGUCACCAAAUAGUUUCCUGCACGACUCUCUUUGUAGUCAGAGGGGUAUUGAUACCAGCCUGUUUGAUGCUGGUUCCACAAUCAGCAGACAACCGGCCCAUUCCACCAUACUUCCAACUCCAGAGAGGAUGUCCAGGGCAGUCAGUGAACCCAUGAAAGAUUUUAUUAGCCCAAACAAAUUUUUGAAGGAGCUGAAUGAUACACAGGAGAAACUUGAGCUCAGUUUCCAACAUGACCCUAACACCAUUCCAAGUCCUGAGUCCAUUUUGAACAGUUCAAUCCCACAUGCCAUCAUGGUGAAACAGUUGCAGACAGUUAAGAUGUCGUUGGCAACUCCAAAUCCUGUGUUUUCUCCCCUGCCUUUAGAUAACAAAAGAGAGACAUUUGUCCUGAAAUCUACAGUCAAUGCCAACCAGUCGCCUGCACUUCGCAGGGAGACGUUCAUUAAGAAAAGGACAGCAAUCACACCAAAACCAGUGUCCUCCUAUCCUAAAAGUACCAUGGUCACAAGGCAAGGGAAUCGAAAAACAGCAAAAGUGGAAAUAAAAUCCAGAGAUGUUCCUAUUAUGAAGAAAGCAAGGAAGGGAAACAAAGAUAGUUUUUGUAAGAAAACUAUAGGUGGAACAUUCAAACAUGACAGAAUAAGUGAAGAUAGUUUGGAUGGAGCAAUUCAUGGAUCACCGAUUCCUACACAUAUUUCAUCUACUACCAGCAUUUACCAACAAGCCAUCAACACACCAGAGCUACUGGUGAACAGUAACACUGAAGCCAUGGCCUCAGAAGGAAGGACAUCAACUGGAAGAGGGUUGUUUACACCAUAUGAUGUAGUUUCUCUGCCAUACAACUCCCAAAACCCUGUCUUUGAGUCCCCUAACAAUCUCACAGCUGAUUUGUCAGUAGCACAACAGUUUUCAAGCCAAGCAUCAGAUUCUAUGUCCUCCGAUAUCAGAAGGGAAAAAUAUGACAGAAUGAGUAAAGACAGUCUUGAUGAAUCAAUUUCUGCUACAAACUCGACAACAGUAACAAAGGAAAAACCCUGGAAUGAUAUCACCCAAGAAAGACAGGCUUCAACAGGAAGAAGUUGUUUAACACAGGAAAGUGGAGUCUCUCCAUCAUCACAAGACUCCAGCUUUCAGUCACCAAGUUCUCUGCCUGUUGAUACGCCAAUGAGAGAACUAUUUACCCGUCGGGCGACUCUGACAGUCACUAAACAGCGGCCAUCUGAUGCACUUUUACAGGUCGCCCAAGAACGUCUCUCAUCUCAACUGAUUACAGAAGACAUUGUUUCUGAUAGCAUAGCUCAUUCUUUGUCAAGUGACUCACCAAGACUGCAUACACUUUUACCAGAGGAAAAUCCUGAGCGUUGUAUCUCCAUUUUAUUAAAGAAUCGUAGCACUUCACAUUCGAUGAGGCACACACCGACUGAAGUUAGUGUCAGUAGUAGCAUUAAUAAAACCAGCAGUUUUACAAAGACUCCUCACCAACUACCUACCAGUCCAAACCCUGACAAUUCACGACGGUCUACACAUGUAGUAGAGAAUCCAAAGGUCCUUGACCUUAGCAUUAUUGGCAGGAAGCGUUUAUUUCCACCACUUGAGGAUCCUGACGAUGAAGCUGUAAAGCACACAGACAACCUGACCACAGAAAUGGCUGCUGCCACUCAUGCUACUGAGGUUAGCUCAGAACAUAUAACAAGGAAGCAUCCGGACCCAGUUACAUUGGACAGUGAAAAUCUUCCACAACAAGCAACCGAAGAAAAGUCCCACAAAAGUCUCAACAACCGUGAAGAUUCUUUGAAACCUGAACAUGAAAAGACUAGUGUUCCUGAUGUGGGAAAAGAACAACAGCAGACCACAGACAAAAUGAUGACACUUUCACAAGAGAGGAAGCCAUAUGUUGCCUUUAUAACUGGUUCUCCUGACAAUCCCACUGUUGUUGAAAAACCUAUCAUGACCAACAAAAUUAGGGAGAGUGUGAAGAAGCGGACCCACAGUGAAAACCGAGCUGUGAGUGAGGCCAGCAAUAAGAGGCUGAGGUCUACACAAUCUAUACACACUGGUUUGUCAGGGAAGGUCCAGGCAACCUCUACAUUGUCCCAUACCACCACCAAACCCAGACAAACAAGGUCAACUAAAGGAGACACCAAAACGGGUGUAUCAACGAGACCUUCCAAUAAAACCAAGUGUGCAGUGAAAGGUAUCGCCCAGACCAAACUCAUCCUUAUGAAAAAAGCACGUCCAACAGCUUUGCCAAAACACCCAAUGCCCUUUGCAUCCAAGAAUAUGUACUAUGAUGAGAGAUGGAUUGACAAACAGGAGCGAGGAUUUGUCAACUGGCUCAACUUUGUGCUAACACCUGCUGAUGAGUAUCAGCACAGCAACAAACAAGUGAAAGUUGAUGCAGGAGCUCUGAGUGUAGAAGCAAGCCGGACCAGUGUAAAACUAGCACCAAGUAAAGAGGUUCUGUCUAUACGUGCCUACACUGCAAGGCGACGACUCAACCAGCUUCGUCGAAGUGCUUGUAAUCUGUUUCAGACAAAGGAGAUCAUUCAUGUGAUUCAGAAACUUGAGGCAGAAAUUGAAAGUCUUCGACUGGUUGUCCGUAAAGACAAGAAAGUUCAUGCAGAUCUUGGUAUGAAGCAAAACAUUCUGGACAUGAUCCUGUCCUUUAAUCCACUGUGGCUGAGAAUUGGUCUGGAGACCGUUUAUGGUGAGAUGAUUCAAAUGCAGAACAACAGUGAUGUCAUCAGUAUGUCCAGAUUUAUUGUCACCCGUCUGCUCAGUAAUCCAGAUAUUGCGUCUCAGUACUGCCACCCGACAGUACCACACCUAUAUCGUGAUGGUUAUGCUGAGGCAAUUGCCCAACACCUGUUGAAGAAGUUUUUUAUGUUGAUCUUCUUCCUGGACAAAGCCAAAUCUCACAGACUCAUCAACCAUGACCCCUGUCUCUUCUGUAAAGACUCCGAAUACAAGUCAACAAAAGCGAUGCUGAUCCAAUUCUCCCGAAACUACCUGAGUGGUGAAGGAGAUGUCACCAAACAUCUAGGUUACCUUGGUUACGUAGUCACUCAUCAACAGACCUCCAUGGAUGAGUUUGAUUAUGCUGUUACCAAUCUCGCUACAGACCUUCGUGACGGUGUCAGGCUAACACGUGUACUGGAGCUGUUAACUAAUCACUGGGAUUUGUCCAAGACUCUUAGAGCACCAGCCAUCAGCCGACUCCAGAAGGUUCACAACAUGGAAGUGGUGUUCAAGGCACUGACUGCACAAGGUGUGACCUUCGACAAAGAGAAAAAGAUAACCACGAAGGACAUUGUGGACGGACACCGUGAGAAGACUCUACAUGUGUUGUGGGCACUUAUCCUACAGUACCAGGUGGAUGUGCUGUUAAAUAAGGACCAGUUGAAAGAGGAGAUAAAUAUCCUACAGAGAAGUUUAAGUGUCAGGAAUCAACUGGCAGAUCUACAGAGAUAUGAACAAGGUUUGAGUAAGAAACGACGUGAGUCAGCUGAACAAGAUUUGCACAUGCAGAGUGACAGCCUGUUGUUAUUGCUGCGCUGGUGUCGUACCGUGUGUGCCUUCUACCAUAUCAAGAUUGAGAACUUCACAGUGUCGUUUGGGGAUGGCCGAGCUAUGUGUGCCUUGGUUCACCACUACCAUCCUGCCCUCCUUCCUUGGGACUUCAUCAACACAAGGACCACUUUGACGUACCAGGAGGACUUAGAGGAGGAGAUGUGUAAUCGUAAUCUUGAUCUCAACUCAUCCGAAGUGUUUAGUCCAGCUCCAUUUCCAGUGGCUGAAGAUCCAGUGCUGUUUGAGGAAUUCCUUUCCAAUGAGAAGGCAAACUUCAAAUUACUGUAUGAGAAAGUUUCAGAGUUAGGUGGUAUUCCACUGAUGCUGCGAUCGAUGGAUAUGUCCAACACUAUUCCUGAUGAGAAAGUAGUGGUCACUUACAUGUGCUACUUGUGUGCACGCUUACUGGACAUCAGACAUGAGUCUCGUGCAGCACGAGUCAUCCAGUUGGCAUGGCGACGACACUACCUGAGGAGGUCAAAGAAGGACCUACAGAUGAAGCAUGAUGCGGCUGUCGUCAUCCAGAGAGCAGUGAGGAAUUUACUGAAAGCCAGACUGGCUGUCAGGAGAGAGGAUGGGGCAAAGGUCCUACAGAAAUAUGUAAGGAUGUGGCUUGCUCAAAGGACUGUCAAACAACUCAAAGCUGCAAAAAUGGAAAGGCAUCGCACAAAUGCUGCAUGUGUAGUACAGGCAGCAGUCAGAAAAUGGUUAAAGAAGCAGAUGGCUGCUAGGAAGACAGCAGCGGUAAGAAUUCAGGCCGCUUGGCGAUGUCACAUGGAGAGGGAAAGCUACAGGAAAAUCAAAUCUGCCUGUAUUAUCUUGCAAAAACAAACAAGAAUGUUCUUACAAAAAUCACGCUUUAUUAAGGUCAGGCAAGCUGUGAUUUGUAUUCAACAACAGUAUAGAGCCCACCAAUCUAUGGAACAACAAAAGAAACAGUACCUACAGAUCAGAUCCGCAGCCAUAGACCUUCAAAGUAGAUACCGAGGUCUGGUGCAAAGACAAAAGUUUCUACGACUAAGGGCAUCUGCUGUACAAAUUCAGGCCCUAGUCAGGAUGUGGAUAGAAAGAAAAAAGUACUUGUCUCUCCACUUAGCAACAGUUAACUUACAGACACGUUUUCGUGCCAAGGUAAAAACAGCAGUAGUAAGAAAGGAAUUCCUUUUGCAGAAAGGUGCUGCUGUCACAAUACAAGCUUGCUUCAGAGGUCACAUGGCCAGAAGGAACAUCAAACAUCUUCAUGCUACUGCUGCCAUCAUUCAAAGUCACUUCAAAGGUUUCCGAGAGCACAAGAGAUAUCUUAAGGUGAAAUCAGCUGUCAUUUCUCUACAAAGGUGGAAAAGGGCAAUAACUCAAGGCAGAUUGGCAAGGUCAAAGUUUAAUAAGGUCAAGACUUCAGUAAUUAAAAUUCAAUCUGCUUUCAGAGGUCACAGGGCAAGGUCCGAAUUUCUGACAAAAAGGUCUGCAGCCAUAACCAUUCAAUCUCACAUCAGAUGUCAUCAGAAAAUUAUUGCAUACAGGAAAUUGAAGGAUGCUGUGAUAAUCAUACAGAGAAGAUUGAGGGCAAGCAGGGAAGGAGAGAAAGUGAGAAGAGAGUUUUUGGUACAGAAAGGUGCUGCUAUGACAGUACAAGCUUUCUAUAGAGGUUACAAGGUCAGACAGCAGAUCAAACAUCUACACUCUGCAGCCACUAAGAUUGAAGCAGCAGUGAAGGGACACCUAGAGAGAAAAAGGUUCCUCAGAUUGAGGAAUUCAGCACUGGUAAUUCAGCGUAAAUUUACUGCAAACUUAAAAGGAAGCAGAGUAAGAAAAGAUUUCCUGAUAAAGAAAGGUGCUGCUUUGACCAUUCAGGCAUACUUUAGAGGUCACAUGGCCAGAAGGAACAUCAAACAUCUUCAUGCUGCCGCUGCCAUCAUUCAAAGUCACUUUAAAGGUUUCCGAGAGCACAAGAGAUAUCUUAAGGUGAAAUCAGCUGUCAUUUUUCUACAAAGGUGGAAAAGGGCAAUAACUCAAGGCAAAUUGGCAAGGUCAAAGUUUAAUAAGGUCAAGACUUCAGUAAUUAAAAUUCAAUCUGCUUUCAGAGGUCACAGGGCAAGGUCCGAAUUUCUGACAAAAAGGUCUGCAGCCAUAACUAUUCAAUCUCACAUCAGAUGUCAUCAGAAAAUUAUUGCAUACAGGAAAUUGAAGGAUGCUGUGAUAAUCAUACAGAGAAGAUUGAGGGCAAGCAGGGAAGGAGAGAAAGUGAGAAGAGAGUUUUUGGUACAGAAAGGUGCUGCUAUGACAGUACAAGCUUUCUAUAGAGGUUACAAGGUCAGACAGCAGAUCAAACAUCUACACUCUGCAGCCACUAAGAUUAAAGCAGCAGUGAAGGGACACCUAGAGAGAAAAAAGUUCCUCAGAUUGAGGAAUUCAGCACUGGUAAUUCAGCGUAAAUUUACUGCAAACUUAGAAGGAAGCAGAGUAAGAAAAGAUUUCCUGAUAAAGAAAGGUGCUGCUUUGACCAUUCAGGCAUACUUUAGAGGUCACAUGGCCAGAAGGAACAUCAAACAUCUUCAUGCUGCAGCUGCCAUCAUUCAAAGUCACUUUAAAGGUUUCCGAGAGCACAAGAGAUAUCUUAAGGUGAAAUCAGCUGUCAUUUCUCUACAAAGGUGGAAAAGGGCAAUAGCUCAAGGCAAAUUGGCAAGGUCAGAGUUUAAUUACGUCAAGACUUCAGUAAUUAAAAUUCAAUCUGCUUUCAGAGGUCACAGGGCAAAGGUCCGAAUUUCUGACAAAAAGGUCGCAGCCAUAACUAUUCAAUCUCACAUCAGAUGUCAUCAGAAAAUUAUUGCAUACAGGAAAUUGAAGGAUGCUGUGAUAAUCAUACAGAGAAGAUUGAGGGCAAGCAGGGAAGGAGAGAAAGUGAGAAGAGAGUUUUUGGUACAAAAAGGUGCUGCUAUGACAGUACAAGCUUUCUAUAGAGGUUACAAGGUCAGACAGCAGAUCAAGCAUCUACACUCUGCAGCCACUAAGAUUGGAGCAGCAGUGAAGGGACACCUAGAGAGAAAAAGGUUCCUCAGAUUGAGGAAUUCAGCACUGGUAAUUCAGCGUAAAUUUACUGCAAACUUAGAAGGAAGCAGAGUAAAAAGAGAUUUCCUGAUAAAGAAAGGUGCUGCUUUGACCAUUCAGGCAUACUUUAGAGGUUACAUUGUUCGACAAGAAGUAACGGCACAACACUUAGCAGCAAGAAAGAUACAAGCUAAGGUUAAGGGCUAUCUUCAAAGAAAAAAGUUCCUCAGAUUAAAAGGUGCAACUAUAGUUAUUCAGCAGAGACUUUCAACACUCUUCCUGGGACGGCACCUCAGGCAUGAAUUCCUGGUUAGGAAGGGAGCAGCUAUGACAGUGCAGGCAGCAUUCAGAGGGUACGUAGUUCGUAAGGCAAUGGCAAGGUAUAACAGAGCAGCUGUAGUUAUCCAGAGUCAGUACAGAUCUCACACAGCCACUGUCUUGUACAAUCGACAGAGAAUAGCAUGUAUCUGUAUACAGCAAUGGUACAAGAACCUCCUAUUCACCCGACGUAUCAAGGCAGACUAUCUGUGUAGGAGAGCUGCAGCAGUCACUAUCCAAUCUUGGUACAGAUGCCACACAGCUGUAAAAACCCUAAAAAGGAACAAAUGUCGUGUGGUCAGGUCGCAGGCGGUUGUCCGAGGUUUCUUGCAGAGAAGGCGUUUCCUCAAGCUAAGACAUGCAACUUUAGUCAUCCAACACAGGCUUGUUGCCAGGAGACAGUGCAUCAGCACGCGAAGAGCAUUCCUUAUCCAGAAAGGUGCUGCCAUGACAAUACAGGCAGCUCUACGUGGGUACCUGGUGCGACAAGAUAUACGGAGGAAGCAUGUGGCUGCUGUGGUCAUACAGAGUGUUUAUCGAACUCACCAGGCUGUGUCGUCCUACAAUAAACAGCGUCGGGCAGUGACUUCCAUUCAGUCAUGGUACAGAAACUGCCUCUACACUAGAAGUGUACGCUCAGAUUAUCUCCACAAAAAGCAUGCUGCUGUGAUCAUUCAGAAACAUUACUUAUCUUUCCUGGCUCGACGGUCUUACCUCAGAGAUCUUUCCAAUAUCAUACUUAUCCAGGCCCUGGUUCGUGGUAUGUUACAGAGGAUGGCAUACAGACGACUUCAGUUGGCUGUCCUUGUCUGUCAGACUCGAUAUCGUGCCAUGCUUGUAAGUCAUCAACAACAAUGUUGGUAUGACAGCCUCCGAUCAGCAGCCAUUGUUCUCCAGUCAGCCUGGAGACGGCGCACAGUCCAGAUCAUGUACAACAAAACCAGGCAGACAGCCAUCUUUUUGCAGUCACAAGUCAGAAUGGUUCAAAAUCGAAAGCAGUUCUGUCAGUUGAAAGCAGCCACUAUGCAGUGUCAAAGACUAGUACGUGCAAAGCGUCAAAUGCAACAAUGUCGCAGAGAUUAUCUGAUAACAUUAGGUGCAGUCAUUACCAUUCAAGCUCACAUGAAGUCUUACUUGGUGCAAAAACAAAACCGUGCAACCUACAAGUCUGUGAUCUGUGUUCAGGCACAUGUACGAAGAUUCAUUGCACAGAGACAAUACAAGAAAACAUACAACACUAUUGUUACUGUACAGAAGCGUGUCAGGGACAAUAUAGCAGCAAAGAGACAACGAAGCUUAUUCCUUGCCCAACGUCAAGCAGCCUUAAGAAUUCAGAAAGUCUUCAGGAGAGCACAAACCAGAAGAUAUAUGCAGCAAGUGCAGUCUGCCAUCAUGAUCCAGAAGACGUUUCGAAUGUUUAUUGUAAGGAAGCAUUUCAUGAGGCAGCGAAAUGCUGCUAUAGUGUUGCAGUCCCAUCACAGAGCAUUUCUUGUACGUAAGGAGACAACACAUCACAAGCUUGCACUUAAGUGCAUCCAGAGGGCAAUCAAGAUGUUUCUGUUCAGACAGAGGCUUCAUCAUUGGAUGCAUAGAAGAAAUGAGGCUGCAACACGGAUUCAGUGUUGUUACCGUGGUUACCUAGCCCGCCGUUGUGUAAUGAGAACAAAAGCAGCCAUUGUUAUACAGUCAAUGUACAGGAUGUAUGCACAGAGAAAAAUGUAUUGUCAUAUCAUUAAGAGUAUGGUACUCCUCCAGAGUGGGUUACGGGGAACCCUAGCCAGACGCAGAGUACAACAUAUCCGCACACAGCACCGUGCUGCCACCUGUAUACAACUAGCCUACAGAUCUUUCAGGAAAAGACAAACAGAACAGGUAUUGAGGAGGAGAAGGUUGCAAUAUCUGGAGAAGUUCAGUGGUGUCGUAUCAGCUCACCUGUCUGUGAUAAAGAUACAGCGCUGUUAUCGUAACCACCGAGUCCUAAUGGUCGCUCAACAACGUCUAAACACCAUCAUUACCAUACAGCGAUGGAUGAGGGCAAAGUUGGCUCGUAUGCAAUUUCUACGUUUCGUGUCCGCCAUCAGAGUGGUUCAGGCGAGGGCCAGACAACAUCUCCAUCUUCGUCAAGCAUCUGUGAUCAAACUGCAGGCAGUUGUGCGUGGUUGGCUGGAACGUCGAAACAUCAUGCGCCGGGAACAAUUUGUCAUAAAGUUGCAGUCUAUUUGGAGAGGCAGGAAAGUAAGAAAGGCUUACCAUUCAAAAAAAUUGGAAACUAUCCGUAAGAACCUGAAGGAGGCCACUAAAACUGCUACAGAGGAUAAAAAACUUGGGAACAGGACGGAAUCAGCUCUAGAUUACCUUCUCAAAUACAAACAGCUGUCACAGAUUCUGGAGGCUUUGAUACACCUUGAAACAUCGACGCGCCUGUCCCCAGCUUGUUGCCAACGGAUGGUGAAUGUUAACGCAGUGGGUGUGAUCUAUCGUUUGAUACAGAGUUGUAACCGUAGUCAGCCACAUAUGGAGAUCAUUCGCUAUUCCAUCAAUAUCCUCCUCAACCUAGCCAAGUAUGAGAAAACUCGUGCUGCUGUCUAUGAAGUAGAGGGCGCCACAGAGUGUCUACUGGAACUGAUGCAAGUGUACCGGGAGAAGGGACACAUUUUCAGUUGUUCUUGUACACUGAUGGGUAUACUGGGUAUGAUAGAGGACAAGAGACAGGUCGUACUUACAGAUAAAAAGGUUAUAAGUAAGAUACAGAGUAUUUACACACUGACUUCGAGGAAACACAAGAUUACAGAGACCAGGAUGAUCAGACAGGCCAAAAUUUCUGCAGCUAAGAGCUUUAAUGCCACAUUGCCCAUUUUGCCUUCACAGAAAAGACAGCAUCGAAUUCAUCCUGACUGGGUUUUACAGCGCAACCGGAUGCGGCACAUCGAGGACCCCCUCCAAGCAAUCAAGUUUGUACUCGACAACUUUCAGCUCACCCCUAAGUGAAGACAUUCGCUGAAACUUUAUGACUAUGUCGGAUGCACCAAAAUCUGAAUUCAUAGUUUUCAAAUGUGAAGGAAAUAAUUCAUACAUUGUCAUUUAGAUAGACAAGGAACUCAGAUUUUUUUCUCAUACCUCCUGAAAUUGGUAGAAUGAAAUCAGACCAUACAUGGACUUUUUGUCUGGUUUUAAGUACUUUGUAAUUCAGUUAAAGAGCUUAUGGCUAUAAACAAUAGAUGUGUACUAGGUGGUAUGUUGAUACUUGUGGAGAACAAGGAGGUACAUUGUAUAUGAUGUGUAUGUACUAAUGAAGCCAAAUCUGUGGAGGGAAUUCACAUUUACACGUUAUUGUUUUAUUGGUAUAUCUUAAGUAUCUGCAUGUGGUUAAUGCAGAAAAACCUGUCACCCUGACCUCAAGGUCAAACAUUUCACUGAAAUCUAUCGGUAUUAAAGUAAUGUACUAGAUAAAACCGCAGAUAACCUUACAUAAUUUAAUGGUGCUUUGUUAAUACCAGGUGUUAUAUCAACAUUACAGGUAAGUCUGUGUGAUGGUUUACACUGCUGGGUAUAAUAUGUCUAUAAAACAGCACUGUGUUUAAGGUCACUGUGAUCUCAUCUCUAAGUGUAACACAGGCCCUAACUAGAUAAAUCUGAUAAGUGGCAAUUUAAGGUUUUGUCAGGGUCCAUUACUAGGAGAAAUAGGUGAAUUACGUUUAACCAGAUAUCAUACCACUGUAUAUUCAAUAUUUUAUGCAAUGUUUUGCUAUGAUCCCUGAUGAGUUUUUAACUGUAUAAUAAACCAUUUUAGUUACUGUUGUAGGUUUCUUAUAAAAAUCUUACAAGAUCCCUUGUGUUCCAUCUCAUUUUGAUUUAAUUUAGUAUUUGCUUAAAUUGAACUAGAUGAUCAAUAAGAUUGGCUAAAAGCAUUGUGCACUGAAUAAACAAAAAUAUUCUUAAUUCUCAUGACUGUCUUCUAAGAAACUGUUUAUUAGUCUUUAUUCUUACCACUCUCUUCUGAACUGUUCAUUAGGCUUAAUUCUCAUUGCUAUCUUCUGAACAUCUCAUUAAUCGUAAUUCUCAUUGCUAUCUUCUGAACAUCUCAUUAAUCUUAAUUCUCAUCACUCUCUUCUGUCAGAACUCAUUUGCCUAAAUUACUCACAAAUACAAUUUAAUCCACAUGUUUAUGUUUGUAUGAAACAAGGCAUCAUGUAAAUGGAGUCAGAUUUAUGUAUUCAUCUUAAAUCAUAGCUGUAAUUCAAAGGAUUUGUUCGUGUAAUCUGAUUUGAAAAUUAAAAAAAUUGUUUAAAUGUUUCAAUAUUGAUCAAAAUGUAUUUAAACCAAAGUUAUGAGACACUGAACAAAAUACCUUUGAUUAGUUUUUAUAACAUAAUAUUUUUUACAAUUUAAACUUUUAAUAGGAUAACUGUUUUAUUUGGUAUUACCAGUUACAUUGUAUAUAGUUAAAGAGAUAACAACCCCCAAUCAUGUUUUAGGGAAUUCUUUUGUCUACCAGUGAAAGCCUCCAGGCAUGUACAAUUUUAUACCACAGUCAAUAUGCAGUUUCAGCAAAAGAAUUUGUACUGGAAUCAAAGAAUGAUAAGUAAUUAUAACAUGUUUGUACUGUUUUUUUAGAAUCAUGAUAUUAUUACAAGUAUUCUAAAAUCUUGUUUUUGUCUUCAUACUGUAUGUCAUAGAGAAUAUUAUGCCAAAAGAGGCAUCACAAUACAAGACAUUUCAUAUCAA